CGCGUGGAGAUGAUGAUGUCUAUGCAGAGCGAGUACACCUCCGAGGACCCUGCCCUGGAUGAAAUUCAGCAGGUGGCCCACAAACGCGGCUACCGCCUCACCCUCUUCUGGACGCUGUUGAUGUUCUCGCAGUACUUCGUGUGGUACCCGAUGCCGUUCUACGCGCACCCGGGAGAGCGGCGCCUGCCGUUCGCCCAGCACGCCUGGGACAACAACACCAACCAGUACGCGCUGUCCUACUUUCUGCAGUGCGCAGCGUCGGCGCGCGGCACCCAGCUCAGUUGGAGCCUCGACCUGCUGUUCGUGUCCGUCAUGCUUCUCGUGGCCGCACAGCUGGAGAUACUCUCGCGGCGAAUUACCAGCCUGAAAGAGGAGAGCCACGAAGGAAAGGCAGCAGCAGUCGGGGAGAAGAGCGUGAAAGGCAUGGCGGGAAACAUUUACGAUAGCAUGUACGACAAUUUGCGUCUUUGCAUUGAAACUCAUCAGAAACUUCUCAGCUUUAUCAGAUACCUGGAUGACACUAUGAGUUCCGUCGUAAUGAUUCAAUUCUGCGUUAGCGUCCUCCUCGUGUGUGUGGCAUUAUUUCAAGCAACAUAUAGUACAGACUCGACUGCAGUGCUUAGGUGCGCGCUCUACCUUCCAAUGCCCGGUAGCCAAGUGUUCCUAUAUUGCUGGGCUGCACACAGUGUAACCGAGCAGGCGGAGGCGGUGUCGCUGGCAGCAUACAGCUGCUCCUGGGUAGGGACGGCCAGACGCAUCAAGCAGUCGCUCAGGAUCAUAAUCAGCCGCGCCCAGAAGCCACUGGUCCUCACAGCUGGGCACAUCUACCCCAUUGACAGGGAAGCCUUCGUCUCGCUGGUGAAUGCAUCCUAUUCUUACUACGCAUUGUUGGGUCAAAUGAGUAAACGCUAGACACAAACUCUUUGCAGCUGAAUCGUCGAUGAAUACUGAUUUCUACAGCUUUCAAU
This is a messenger RNA of Schistocerca piceifrons (Central American locust), 968 nucleotides long. RefSeq names its product odorant receptor Or2-like. Gene Ontology annotation, molecular function: odorant binding; olfactory receptor activity. The transcript has 5 exons. Gene Ontology annotation, cellular component: plasma membrane. The record is from RefSeq and is a predicted model, not a curated record. The coding region runs from base 10 to 912 and encodes 300 amino acids. Gene Ontology annotation, biological process: sensory perception of smell; detection of chemical stimulus involved in sensory perception of smell. Lineage: Eukaryota; Metazoa; Arthropoda; Insecta; Orthoptera; Acrididae.